Phaedon cochleariae (mustard beetle) is the source of this 1341-nucleotide messenger RNA. The record is from the annotation of a GenBank genome assembly. Lineage: Eukaryota; Metazoa; Arthropoda; Insecta; Coleoptera; Chrysomelidae.
AUGAAAUUCUUCCUGGUGGACAUUUCUGAUAAUGUGAAAUUUACCCUCACUAAAGAUGAUAUUCGAGUGCAGAGGUAUAGAUGGGUUACUUUGAUCUUAUUUUGCUUCCUUACUAUUGUCAAUCUCAUGCAGGUACUACAGUUCACCAUAAUUGCAAAUUUGAUAGCAAAAUACUUUGAUAUCAGUAGUUCUAUUGUACAUAUGACAGGAACAAUUUUCUUCAUAAUAUUUAUUUUAUUAUUCCUACCAAUUAAUUACCUGAUCCAAAAAUAUAGUUUGAGGGUGACAAUAAUUGUAAGUUCAACUCUCACAUUCGCCGGAAUUCUGGUGAAACUGUUUUGUUGUGAUGCAUCGAAAUUUUAUGUCCUUCUCAUUGGCCAAGGGAUAUGCGCAUGCGGACAAGUUUACGUACUGAGUAUUCCCUCCAAAUUGGCAUCGGUAUGGUUCGGAUCGAACGAAUUAUCUACCGCUUGUUCCAUAGCAGUGAUGAGUAUACAAGCCGGUGGUGCCAUUGGAGGAAUUUUGCCGCCUUUUUUAAUAUAUCAUGACACUGUCGAUGCUAUAGGCCAUUCAUUAUACCGAAUGUUGAUUCUCAAUGCAAUUAUGGCAGGAAUCGUCUUUAUUCUGAUCUUAUUAUUUUUUAGGGCAAAGCCAGAUUAUCCUCCAAGCAAAUCCCAACGGCAGCUUCUUUCUGAAGACCAACCAUCUGGUAUAUCUAUUGUAGGCAGUGAAUUGUAUAAGAACAAAGAUUUUUUAUGUCUCCUAUUCACAUUCGGAUUGAGUUAUGGCAUUUAUAACGGUCUUGGAGUGGUUUUCAAUACCAUUUACAUCGAAUAUUUUCCUAAUGGCGAAACUGACCUGGGGAUUACUACGGGUCUAUCAAUUAUUUGCGGUGGAGUCAUAGGCAGUACUUUCUUUGGUUUUCUUCUAGAUAAAACACAUCAGUUCAAGAAACUGAGUAUUACAGUAUUGGUGAUGUCAUGCCUAUGCUUCAUAUUAGAGGCUUACACAGUAUUGAUGAGUAACAGAGUUGGCACAUUUUUCACAAUUCCUAUAUUCGAAUUCUUCAUUGCUUCAACCUACACUAUUGGCAUAGAGUUCGUUACAGAAGUAUCAUAUCCAGUUCCAGAAUCCACUAGUUGUGGAGCUUUGAACGCCAUCAUCUACCUAUUCGCCAUAGGAUCCACCUUUACCAUGGAAUUUCUCAUUGGGGCAGCUGGAUAUUUGACGACAUUGAUUGUAAUAUUAUGUGCAUUCGUCUUAUGUAUCAUCUCUCUGAUGUUCGUGUCUUCGAAUUUUCGAAGAACUAAAGCUAAUUUGAUGAAUGAAAUUGAUUUAUGA